UCGCACCUCCAAUUCAUUAAGAGAUUGCUGGACAGCUUCUCUUCAUCCCCACCUCUUCCCCUGUUUCUUUAAUCUCUCUCUCUCUCUCUCUCUGAAAUAAGAAUCAGAAACGCCUGUCACCACUUCUCAUUCUUCUCCAGACUGAUGUGAACAUUUGCUUACAUAACAAACACUUCACAUUACAUCACACCUCUCUCUCUCUCUCUCUCUCCCUCAAACUCUAUAGAAUAGCCUUUUAGCAGCCUUUUUAUACUAGAGAGAGGGAGCCGGAAGACAAAGUGUUACUUUGUUCUUGUGAGGAAACCCAGAAAAACAUCUCUUCUUGAGUCUGCAGAAAGAAGAAACUUCACUUGCUAAAAUGGUCCUUGAGCGCGGCUCUGGAUUCUAGCUACUUCAGUUUCUCAUUGGUUGAUUUGUAACUUUUGUAACUCUCUUUUUGGGUCUCCUCCCUCCCUCCCCCUUCAUAUAAUCCUACUUCCUGAAUUUCCACAGCAAUCAAUUUGUUUACCUCGUUCUUGGAAGUCCAUUGUCCCAUCUCUUGAUCCUGUGCAGAAUCAUAGGAUUUUGGCCACUUCUGUUGUCUUCGCUUUCAUCUUCAGUCGUUCUUCCAUUCUCAUUCCUGCAGAAAGAAAAUGCAUCCAUGCUGAAAUGCAUGCAUGAUUGUGUGAUUUGAAAGGCGAAAAUUCAAGUGCUCUCCUAGUUUACUGGGAGUUUCUCCUUCAGUUCCGAAAACACAUGCCUGCACGAAGUUUGUAGGUUUGGCAUUGUGAGCACGAAACAUGUCCACGAGACUCCUGUAUUCGUUGACAGAUGACAAGCCGGGAAUGCAGAAGCAAAUUGGGUGUAUGAAUGGGAUCUUUCAGCUCUUUGAUCGCCAGAGUUUUCUCCCCGGUAGACGCUUAAAUGGCCACAACCACAAGAGGCUUCUUGCAGGUCAAAAUGCCUCCGUUGAUGCAGAGCAAGAUGGAGUAUCACAGAAAUCUGUGGUGAAAAAUUCCAAAGCAACAAAGUUUGAGAGGCACAGAUUGUCAUCUGAUUCCUCAAGAAGCUCUGUCUCAUCUUCAUGUAAUUCAUCUAGUUUCUCCUCGCUCGAGGAGAAUAGACCAACCAAGUUAGAACCAUCUUUGUUCAGGCUAACCACAACCCAGAACAACCAGCCCCACGACUCGCCGCUCUACCAUUUAAAUGCCACUGAGCAUUUAAGUGGACAAUCCCCUGACCUCUCUGAUAUUGCCAAGAGCUCCAAUUUCAGAGAAUCCCAUGGGGUUUCAUUAAGGCCUCCAACCAAAGAUAAAGCAGCUGUCUUGACAUAUACGGACUCUCCUAGGCCACUAAAUCCGUCGAAAUCUGUUAAACCAAAGACUUCUCAUGUGUCUAAAUCGUUCGGAGUUCUUCCCAACCUUCACCGACCUCAGAUUUCGGCCGAGCAGAUGGAGAUCGACAGUUUUUGUUCUCUGUCUAAGAAGGACGCUCCUCGUUUCUCUUAUGACGGGCGGGAAUCGAGGGAUGCUUUGAAGUCCAACUUCAAGCUGAAAGAGCUACCCAGGCAUUCGUUGGAUAGCAAGAGAGGCUCUAUGUCACUUUCCUCUCAAAGUCAGUCUCGUUGUUUGCAAGGGAAUCAUCAAAGGGUGAAUCACAGUAUCGGUCAAACUGUGAAUUCACCCCGACCACAAGGGAGCCACGCGAGGCAAUCGAGCGUGGUAGCGAAGUUGAUGGGGCUGGAAGCCCUCCCAGAUUCAAUGUCGAACUCCAAGCUUCAGGUGGGGCAUAGCAGAACCAACUCAAUUGAAGCAUUUGAUCCUUUCUCCAUUUCAUCGAGAACAUUUGACCGAAACAAGCCUGCUCUACUGUCUGGCUCCCCAAGGAAGAGCCAAAGGUCAGCCAUCUCACAGCAGGAGGCCACCGCAGAUUCAGUGAUGCAGUUCAACCCAAGUUCAGAGUUUCCGAUUCAAGCAACAACAUGGAAGAGACCGGAAGGGAGCCAAAGUCCUGCAGUGCCAGUCCCGGAGUCUACUGCAUCACAUUCAAAAGCAUCAAAUGCAACCCUCUCAGUUUAUGGAGAAAUUGAGAAAAGGUUAGCACAGCUUGAGUUCUUGAAAUCGGGGAAGGAUCUGAGAGCUCUUAAACAGAUACUUGAAGCAAUUCAAAAAUCCAAAGAGACAUUGGAGAACAAGAAAGAUGUCCAGGCUUCAGAGUUUAUGCUCCAAACAAGCAGUUGCAGCUCAGGCAGCAGAUUAAGAGGAGCUCCCUGUGGAAACAUAAAAUCUGAAGCCCCAGAUUCUCCCAAAAUAAAAAAAAUCAGUUCCCCAAAGAAUUUGCAAUCCCCGAUUGUAGAAAAACUGAAAGUCCCUGGAUCCCCUGUCAAUUCCACAUCAGGUCUUGCCAAUCUCUGGAAUUCUCCUAGCAGCAGGAGAAAAUCAGUUGAGCAGCAACAAAACGAGGAUCUUACUCCAAGAAAGGUUUCCAGCAGGCAACCCCAUUUCCUGGACAGAAGAAUUGGUUCUAGGAACACAUUGAUGCGAGUAGAUGGGGACCACCAACAUGUUUCGGAAAAAAACAGUUCAUGCGGGAAUUCAGGAACUUCAAGCCCACGGCUUACGCUGAAGGAAUCGAGGGCAACCGAUGCUCAGAGGAAAAGUAACCCAGGGAAGCAAACAAAAGAACCGCGCUCUCCAGGGAGAACGCCCAAAUCCAAAACUAACCAUGUGCCACUUAGUUCUGACCGAGUGAAGGAGAACAGCAGCCAUACAAUAGAUCUCAGUGACGAAAACAACACCAUUUCUCUGCAAUCUGCGGCUAGUAUGGACUCUCAGGAUGACACAGAAGUUUCCAGUGUAUAUAGCUUUGCUGAAAUCCGCGGCACAUUCCCACCUGAUGACCAAACCAGAAAAAAAACAGUCCCCUCAAGAGAACAGGAAUUAAGCAGGAAACCUGGAAUACCUACAACAGAACAACCAAGUCCAGUCUCCGUCCUUGAUGCAUCAUACUUUGAAGACGAAACACCAUCACCAGUGAAAAUGACCUCAGGAGCCUUUAAAGAUGAUGAUGUUUCUGGAGAGUUAAAGUGGAGUUUCCAAGAGCUAAAUAAUUUCUCUGACAGCAAAAGAAGCGACUUUGGCUCAGCUAUCAACCAGAAUAGCCUAGUCAAUCUUCCACUGGUUCAGAAUGAAGUACAAGUAAUCUCCACUAACCAAGGAUCUGGCACAGCAUUCCCAAGUGAGAGCACAAGCUCGGAUCAUGCAUACAUUUCGGAGAUAUUGUCAGCAUCUGGUCUGCUAAGUGAUCUCGAUUCUGGAUUAAUGACCAUCCGACACUACUCGUCAGGGCACCUGAUUUCGGGAAACUUGUUCCACACACUAGAACAAACCAAGGCAAGCAACGACAUCUCAAGUGGAGAUCAGGCCAGGGAACGCACUGUUCAGUCAAAACGAGGCGAAAAAAUGCGAAGGAAACUGAUAUUCGAUGUUGUGAGCGAGAUCUUAGUGCACAGAGUGGCAUCGGAUCAUUCCAGGAACUGGUUCUCAUCAGAUAAGCUGGCGGGGAGAAAGGCGGCACAACAGCGGCUCUUGAAAGGGUUGUGCUCCGAGAUAGAUCAGCUCCAAACUGACCGCCCACAUUGCAGGUUCGACGAUGAGGACGAUGAUACAAGGACUAUCUUAUCAAAAGAUUUGACCCAUCAAGGGCUGAACUGGACAGGUUCUAAUGACAUUUCAGGACUGGUCUUGGACAUUGAGAGAUUGAUCUUUAAGGACUUGAUUAGUGAAGUAGUGAGCAAUUUGGCAGCCGGUCCGCAAGCCCAACCGACAGGCCGCCACCGUAGGCAGCUCAUUUUCAAGUAGCAGUUGUUAGUGCAUUUUCCUGAUUCGUCUUCGAAGUUUAUGUUUCUGUAAAUCUCUUCUUUCCCUGGCUGAAGACAAACGGAUCAAACCCUUUCUUUAACAUAAGAAUAAUACGAUUCCGACAGUGUGAUUGUGCUCUUUCUAGCCAGUGAAUGAAUAACUGAUGCAAGCUUCUACCUAAAUUUGAAUA
Molecule: messenger RNA, 4029 nt
Organism: Rhodamnia argentea
Lineage: Eukaryota; Viridiplantae; Streptophyta; Magnoliopsida; Myrtales; Myrtaceae
Product: protein LONGIFOLIA 1
Exons: 5
Coding region: 780-3839 (1019 amino acids)
Biological process (GO): regulation of monopolar cell growth
Source: RefSeq, a predicted model, not a curated record